UUCCCCCCUCGGCAUGACUAUGAUGUAUCCGACCCAGGCCAGGACACACUUACAGUUGCAGACACUGAAAACCUCCUGAAGGCUCCCACCAUCGUGGGAAGAGCAGCACUGAACCCCAUCCUGUUCCGAGGAGUUGGGAUGGUGGCUGAUCCUGACAACCCGCUGGUGCUGGAUAUCCUGACCGGCUCUUCCACCUCUUACUCCUUCUUCCCAGAUAAACCCAUUACUCAGUACCCACAUGCAGUGGGGAAGAACACGCUUCUGAUCGCUGGACUCCAGGCUCGGAACAACGCCCGUGUGGUUUUCAGUGGAUCCUUGGAUUUCUUUAGUGAUGCCUUCUUCAAUUCUGCUGUGCAGAAAGCUACUCCUGGCUCCAAGAGGUACUCACAGACGGGUAAUUACGAGCUGGCCAUUGCCCUGUCCCGCUGGGUGUUCAAGGAAGAGGGAGUGCUGCGUGUCGGAGCCGUGUCCCACCACCGUGUGGGGGAACUCACACCUCCCAGUGCCUACACUGUCACCGACCUCGUGGAGUACAGCAUUGUCAUCGAGAAGCUUUCUGAUGGCAAGUGGGUCCCCUUUGAUGGCGAUGACAUUCAGCUGGAGUUUGUGCGCAUCGAUCCCUUCGUGCGGACCUUCCUGAAGAGGAAUGGUGGCAAAUACAGCGUGCGCUUCAAGCUGCCGGAUGUCUAUGGCGUGUUUCAGUUCAAAGUGGAUUAUAACCGCCUGGGUUACACCCACCUCUACUCCUCCACCCAGGUGUCCGUGCGUCCCCUCCAGCACACGCAGUAUGAACGGUUCAUCCCCUCAGCAUACCCGUACUAUGCCGGUGCCUUCUCCAUGAUGGUCGGUCUCUUCAUGUUCAGCAUCGUCUUCCUGCACAUGAAGGAGAAGGAGAAAUCUGACUGAGCUCCCCAUGGAGGGAGAGGAGCCUCUUCCCUGGCACUGGGCUGCACUCAGGCCCUUCGGUUGUAUCCGUGU
Molecule: messenger RNA, 978 nt
Organism: Neopsephotus bourkii (Bourke's parrot)
Lineage: Eukaryota; Metazoa; Chordata; Aves; Psittaciformes; Psittacidae
Product: dolichyl-diphosphooligosaccharide--protein glycosyltransferase 48 kDa subunit-like
Exons: 1
Cellular component (GO): endoplasmic reticulum membrane; oligosaccharyltransferase complex
Source: RefSeq, a predicted model, not a curated record